AUGGCGGCUGUGGUCCACGGAUGCAGCAGUCCGCGUCAGCGAUCCUGCAAUGGCAGCAGCUCACCAGGUGGCCACCACGGGUCCACGCCCUCCUCCGCCUACCCGACCAUGCCCAAGUACUCGCGCACCGCCAGCCAGACACUGUACGCCACCAGUCAGCAGAUCUUCGGAGGUGGAGGCGGCAUGGCGGAUGCGAGCUAUGGAUACGGUAUGUCCUCCUCCGGCGGACAGCGACCACUGUCCGCUUCCGCACUGCCGGAAACGGCGGCGGCCAGCCGGAACUAUUGGGGUCACCACAACGCCUUCUAUCACACGGGCGGCAGGCAUUACAGCAAGAGGAAGUCCGCCGUGGAGCUGCUGGCGGAGUCCAAGCCGUUCUACAUCAAAUCCGAGGCGGUUUUCGAGCGACUGCAGCAGGCGAGCUACCGCAAUGGCGGUGGUAACAACGGAGCCAGCGGGAAGAGAGGACGUCGGCCGGAGGAGUCGCAUGGUCACCACUAUGACAUGGAGGACAGGCGGUACAUGAGUCUCAAUCUCAGUCGGCAGCAGCAGGUGCAACAGCAGGUGCAGCAGCAAGUGCAGCAGCAGCAACAACAACAGCAGCAGCAGCAACAGCAGUAUCUGCACAACCACCAUGGUCACCCACACCAGCACCCACACUCGCACUCCCGCCACGCCCAGGGCCAAGGUCAAGGACGAAACGGAGGCGCUGCCGUGAACAACAACCUCCUGCAGCACAAGCUGCGCAUGCUGCUGGGUUCGGAGACGGGCAAGGAGCGCAACGGUGGCACCUUGAGGCGCCACGAGAUGAGCGACGGCAGCGCGGAGCUGCUGCCCACGGAUUACGGCGAGGAGGAGAUGGGCGGUCAGGCGGGCGCCCUGCGGAUCCCACCGCCCCUCUACAUGCCCACCACCCACGGCUAUGGGCGGGACGGCGAGGAGCCACUGGUGCUCACCGAGAACUAUCGACCCAUCAGCCCGCCCGCCGAAUAUGCGGCAAAGUCGGGACAGGCUCACAACGAUCGAUACAGAUACAACUACCAGCGCUCGUACUCGCACUCCCACGAGGUUCCCAACACGGGCGAGGAUCGCAGCGCUCCCUAUCCCUCCGGCGACUACAACAUCAACAGCCACAAGUCGCUGCCGGAUCUGCACACGCAGAUAAGUCGCCACUCGCCGCACAGCGAGAUCCUGAGCUGCUGCAGCCGUGGCAAUCGAUCGAUCAAGUCCGCCGGCGAGUCCUCGAUCAACCGCGACUCCGGCGGCAGUUCCGGUCACUACACCCAUCGCAGCGAGCCCUGCUACAAGAGGGAGCGGCAGCGCGAAGUGGCAGGCAGCGCGGCUCCGGCGAGCGGCACGAUCAAAAACUGCUGCACCUUGGUGGCCGCCACUCGCAGGGACAGUGGCUCCUCCACGCAGCACAGUGCCAACUCCUACUGUGGCUAUGUCACGCCCGCCGGCGACUACAGCGGCAUGGGUGGUGGCCGGAAUACGGAGUGUUUGGAUUGCCGCUGCAAGCAGGACACCACAAUGGGCUCGGACUAUCUGCUGAACUUCACGCCCACACCGGAGGUGCCAGAGGCCUUCCAGGAUGACUACACCCCAACGCCGCCAUCGCCCAGGCUCAAGACGCAAACGCCACGAUACUCGAGCUCCUCCAGCCAGCAGCUGCACACCAGUUCGCAGGGCUACACGAGCAUCAAUCACUCGCAGAGCUCGCUGGUCCAGAGCCCCGGAUCGGCGCCCUCCGUGGACGACAUCAGUCCACCGCCCAUCCAGUUCAAGAGGCAGCGGUGCAUCCGCUUCAAGAACAGGAACCGACUGCCAGUUCAAGGAGAAAUGGGAGGACCACCAGGAUCAGGCGGAGGCCUCGUGGCCCCAGGAUCAGGAGGCAUGGGCACGGCCAGCGGUGUCCUGGCCGCCUACAAGCAGCAUCGGGGCAGCGUGGACCACGAAAACGUCUUCUUCCCCAAAGGUUUCUCCUCGGAGGUGUACCACAACAGCUUGGACAUGGAGCGGGAGGCCCUGAAUGCCAGCAUCUCGGAGCUGGAGAAGUUCUUCGAUCGCCUGGGACUGAAUGACGAGGCCUUCCACGAGAUCUACAGCCAACCGAGGAGGCACCACUCGGAGACGGAUGACGCCUCCGAUGAUUCCAGCACGGUUUUCUUCUCGGACGUGAGCACCGUGGACUCGAUGAGAUUGCCGGACAGCACGGAAACCCAGCCGCAGACCACACAGGCGUACAGACCCUCGGAGCCGCCGUCGAUUGUCGAGCGGAAUGCCAGGAUCAUCAAGUGGCUGUGCAACUGCAAGAAGAUGCAGUGCACCUGA
Messenger RNA from Drosophila teissieri, 2331 nucleotides. RefSeq lists its product as uncharacterized. The record is from RefSeq and is a predicted model, not a curated record. Bases 1 to 2331 code for a protein of 776 amino acids. NCBI's taxonomy places the organism in Eukaryota, Metazoa, Arthropoda, Insecta, Diptera, Drosophilidae. The transcript is spliced from 3 exons.